AUGGCUCAGGGACUAAUGCACCUCUUCAUUCUCGGUUUUUUGGUAUUCGCUCAGGCCAGCAUGCUCCAGGCUCGACCAGCACCACCAGACGAUGACGAUGAAGGGCCAUCUCACCAUCCUUAUGAGCUUGGAGAUGUGGGUCAGAUCUUUCAUGAGCUUCCAGAUGCGAGUCAGAGCUUUCACGAGCUUCCAGACAAAUGGACUCCAGGGAUCCUCCCGGCGACCAAGGCGCCGGUCGCCCAUCUUUCCCGUCCACACCGAGUGGCCAUGGCCCUCAACAAAAUAGCGCUAUUGAGCAUGAAAAAGAACAUAGCCAGCCGUUGUCACCCUCCCCUGCACGGCAGCGUGCAAAUCUUGCCAAAAGACUUCCGCAAGAAAGGACCUCAGACCCCACGCAAACAUUACCAUUACUUCAUCUUCCCAUCGGAUUCAUGGAGAGCGCUACCUGCAGCACUGGCCGGGCGUUACAGGGAUCAGAUCGAAAUUCUUAUCAGCAAGCUUGAUGGUCUCUCCGAAGAGGAUAUGCUGACUCAGAUCAGGCAUUUCAUUGCGACUCUGCGAAAUGAGCACCCUCUCGACGUUCAAAGAGCGUGGGAAUCGCAAGAGCAAGAGAAGGAGCAAGCUAGGAAAGAAAAGGAGCAAGCUAGGAAAAGAAAGGAGCAAGCUAGGAAAAAAAAGAAGCAAGCCACGGCAGAUGAGGACAUCAAGCAGAAGAGGAGGAAGCGGAAGAGAGAGCGGCUAGCAGCAAAUCGAGUCUCUGAAGGGGCUUCUACUAAUGAUGAACCCAGCCUCUUCUCUUCUCCGAGACUUGGCGACAUGACCCAGGAGUCAUGGAGCAAAGACGGUGCUGACCAAGACCCUUCGUCUCCUCCUGAUUUCUACCGGCCACUUCCUUUUAUCAAGAGACGCCAGGAUGGAGGCAAGACGCCGCUGAUCCCAAGUAUCAGAGACCGAAUGGUGAUCUCACCGAAGUCCGCCAGACGGAUGGUGUUCGAGAAACGAUUCGAGAAAAGAUAG
This is a messenger RNA of Acaromyces ingoldii, 1017 nucleotides long. RefSeq lists its product as hypothetical. The transcript has 6 exons. Lineage: Eukaryota; Fungi; Basidiomycota; Exobasidiomycetes; Exobasidiales; Cryptobasidiaceae. The record is from RefSeq and is a predicted model, not a curated record. The coding region runs from base 1 to 1017 and encodes 338 amino acids.